Penicillium macrosclerotiorum is the source of this 2379-nucleotide messenger RNA. Its product is annotated as putative pentafunctional AROM polypeptide. The transcript has 2 exons. NCBI's taxonomy places the organism in Eukaryota, Fungi, Ascomycota, Eurotiomycetes, Eurotiales, Aspergillaceae. The annotation marks the transcript as partial. The record is from RefSeq and is a predicted model, not a curated record. Gene Ontology annotation, biological process: chorismate biosynthetic process; shikimate metabolic process. Gene Ontology annotation, molecular function: shikimate 3-dehydrogenase (NADP+) activity; 3-dehydroquinate dehydratase activity.
CCAAAGUCGACGACCAGCGAUGGCAAAGAAGCAUUAUUCAAGCCAGAAAGCUUUGCAAGAUCCCAGCAGAGACCUAAAAUCAGGAUCAAUGUCGAAAUGAGCGCCGUUGAGGCAGUCGGUGACCAUUCGAGGGUCAGCAAUUCAAUUCCAACGCUUGAGGAAAACCUUGACGUUCGACGCCAAUAUAGCGCCGAUGCUACAUUGUUGCUCGUGGGAUGCUUUGGUGCCGGGAAAAAGACCCUUGGAAUUAUUGCUUCGGUUGCUUUGCGACGCCGUUUUAUUGACUUUGAUUCCUUCUUCAAGCAAGAGGUUCAAUCGUCCCCCCAAGAAUUUAUUACUCGCAACGGCUUGGCUCGUUAUCGAGACAUCGAACUAGAAAUUUCUCGGAAUCUUCUGACAAAUUACGAGAAGGGAUGUGUCAUUGUCGGGCUGGGAGGGACUGCUAGCUCUUCGCAGCGAGUGUUGCUGACUGAAUUUUCUCGACAACAUCCAGUUGUCUAUGUCAGAAGAGACGAAAGAGACUUGCAGCAGCUGGCAGGCACCUCUCCUGAGAAGUUCACUCGUAUAUUCGAUGUUUUCGAUGAAUUUUUCGAGUCAUGUUCCAAUUUUGACUUCUUCAAUCAUUCGCAGGGUCAGUCUGAGAACCCGGCCUUGCCAACUUACCUUAAGCUCAAGGAGACCGAAAGAGUGUUUGUGGCAUUCUUACAUCGUCUAUUUGGCAAGAUCCAGCGUCCGAUAUUUUCUUUCGAUCCAAGCCCUGCAUCACAUACGUACUCUUUACAAGUACCCCUUGCGUGGUUAGAUGAACCGAACCAAGACUUCGAAUCGCUGGAGGCUGGUGUUGAUGCUAUCACCCUGCUUAUCAAAUCUAAUGAUCUUGAAUCAAGAAGACCUCUGGAUAAACUUGCACGCCACAUCUCGAAAUUGAGGACAUAUUCAAGAGUCCCCAUAAUAGCUGAUGUGACAGCAUUAGCUUUUGAACCGAAAUAUCUUGAUUAUUCAAAGAUCUUACUAAAUAUACCUCGACUUGCACCUGAUGCACUCGCAUGUUCCCACGAAUGUGGUCUCGAGUUCAUGUCAAAACUCAAUUAUGAGAAGGGACAUACGAAGAUCAUAGGCACAUUUCAUGAGGCCUCACAUGUUGGUUCUAAGCAAAGGUCUCUUGGAACUUCAGCGCUCCUUCAAUUGGCUGAGAAGUUCAAAUAUGAUGCCAUACGUGUAACUGGAGAAUCAACGUCUGCGAGCGAGAACCUUUCUUGUGUAUCCUUUUCACAAAAGAUGAAAGAAGAAUCAAAAAUCCCAGUGGUCUCCUACAACACUGGUCCUCUGGGCCAUACCUCAGUCUGCUUGAAUCCUACUCUAUCACCAGUAGUGCUUCAGUCCAUGCAAGACUCAGGUAUUACGGUUCGAGAGGCACAACAAGCUCUUUCUGCCUGCUUCCUUCUGCCCAAGAGAGUUUUUACCAUCUUCGGUAAAAGUGUGAAGUACACUCUUUCCCCUGCAAUGCAUAACACGGCAUAUAAGGCAUGUGGACUACCGCAUAUAUAUGAACCGCUUCAAACCGACGACAUAUCAGAUGUUCACAAACUUCUCGACGCAGAAAAUCAAGGUGGAGUCAUUGUUUCUCUCCCCUACAAGUCGGCAAUAAUGUCGUUUCUUGACGAAGUUAGCCCUGAUGCAAAGGACAUAAACGCGGUGAAUACGGUGGUUCUGGACCACAAGUAUCGGUCCGAUGGACAGCGGGUCACUAUUCGAAGGGGCUAUAAUACUGAUUAUAUCGGCAUUCGGGAUUGCAUCGACAAGCAUCUUUCGCCCGCAAAUGCCGUGCGCGAUGGAACAACAGCUCUCAUAAUCGGAGCUGGAGGAAUGGCUCGUGCGGCAGUAUAUGCUUGCUAUGAAUUAGGCGUUCGCCGAAUAUGCAUCUACAAUCGGACAACUGAAAAUGCCCAAAAGCUCCGGGACUACUAUCAUCGCUUGGCGAGGUCAAAGCUCGGCGUGGACCUGCGUCUGGAUAUACUAAAUUCAACAAAUGACCCUUGGCCAUCAGACUGGCGCUCACCCGCCAUUGUGACAUCUUGCAUUCCACCAUACGAAAUCGGAAGUGAGCGCACCAUAGAUUUGAGGAUCCCGGAGCAAUGGCUUACGAGCCGAACUGGUGGAGUGUUUCUCGAGGUGGGUUACGGCCCUUUGCCAACCAAACUCAUGGAACAAAUGCUGGCGCGUGCAUCUAAAGGGUGGGUUGUGGUGGAUGGGCUUAAAGUUCUAAUUGAACAAGGCAUUGUUCAGUACGAGAUAUUAACUAAACGACCAGCGCCAGUUCAUCUGAUGCGCCGUGUCAUUCAAGAGCAUUCUCUUGAACAUGGCUAUGCUCAUAGAUAG